GCAGAGCAAUAGCAGCAGCAGCAGCAGCACCAGGACACGGCUGCCCAGCACCCGCAGAGCAACGCGAACAUGAGGACCGCACUCGUCGGCGCUAGCACAACUCGGAUUCGGACGCUUCCCGCUCUUACCUGCAGCUGCAGCCACACCAGAUCCUCUGUCCCGGCACCGUGACUGUGAAGUCGACGCUGACCUCGACCCACGCCCACGCCCACACGCCCGCAGCAUGGAUAGCAAGGGGCGCUCGCACACGUCAGCGAGCAAGUUCUUCAACCGCCGCCUGCACCGCGACCGCGACAAGGACAAGGAAAGGGAUAGAGAGAGAGACACCGUCGCUGAGAGCCCGCCCGGCAGUGCUCACGGCUCACAUUCGUCGCGACACCACCGGCAUUCGACGUCGACGGCCUCGAUCGACCGCCCCGUGUCCAUGAGCGCGGAGGGCAUCUUCGCGCGAGCCGGGCCCGUAUCAUCAUACCCCACCGACGACGAGCCACCGCCGCACGAGCUGAACAAGGCCGGCGGCGAUUUCCACCAGUACCCUGUCUUCUCCUCGUCGGCCUCGUCGUCCAGCGGCCAUGGUGCUGCGGGGCCUCCACGUCCCCCGCCCCACUCGUCGACCACCACCAUGGCCUCGAGCGCCGGCCUGCAGCAGUGGGGCUCGCGCGAGACAUCGAGCCGGAAUGGCAGCACCACGCCCGCCUACUAUGCGCCCCAGGACGCGGCCGCCGCCAACCCGCGCGCCUCGUUCGACCAGGCCAGCCUCUACUCCAACGACUCGCGCACCCGCGGCUCGUCGACGCCCUACAUCUCGCAGAACCCCUCGCAGAACCCCUCGCAGACGACCUUUGCCAGCCUGGGCCUCGACGCCUCGUCGCUGCUGCCCAUGGCCGCUGCCACGCCCCGCGACUCGCACCGCCACCGCGACCCGCGCGACCUGCUGCACCUGAACCAGGCCGCCUCGGCCGCCUCGUCGACAGCCUCGUUCGGCGCCAACACGUUCAGCAUCCAGCGCCCGCCCGACCAGGUCGUCGAGAAGGAGUUCAUGAACCUGAUGGUCAAGCGCGGGUGGAAGAGCCUGCCCGAGCAGGCCCGCCGCCAGAUGGAGGCCUACAAGAUCGACAAGAAGUGGACACUCGUCUACCAGGACAAGCUGGCCGAGUUCAAGCACGACGAGAAGAAGCGCAACACGCAGCGCAACACGUACAACGGCGUCCAGAACCCGGACAUUCUGGCCCGCGCCGAGGAGGAGGGCGCCCCCGAGUGGUACGUCAAGAAGGUCAUGGACAACACAAUCUCCAUCAAGCAGAUGUCGAGUCUCGAGAUCAGCCUGCGCACCCAGCCCAUCGCCUGGGUCCGCGGCUUCAUCGAGGCCCAGGGCCAGAUCGCCCUCACCAACGUCCUCGCCAAGAUCAACCGCCGCAAAGGCCAGGGCCCCGCGCCCCCGCCCACGGGCAUGGUGCAGAAGGCCGAGAACGACGUCGAGCGCGAGUACGAGAUUAUCAAGUGCCUCAAGGCGCUGAUGAACAACAAGUACGGCGCCGACAAUGCCCUGAACCACCCCUCCAUCAUCCAGGCCCUCGCCAGCUCCCUCAUCUCCACGCGCCUCAACACGCGCAAGCUCGUCUCCGAUGUCCUGACCUUUCUCUGCCACUGGGGGGAAGGCAGUGGGCAUGAGAAGGUCCUGCAGGCCCUCGACAACCUCAAGGCCCAGUAUGGCGAGAACGGCCGCUUCGACGCUUGGAUGCGGGUUGUUGAAGUCACUGUCGAUGGCCGCGGCAAGAUGGGCUCCAUGGUCGGCGCCUCAGACGAAGUGCGCAGCGGCGGCAUUGGCGUCGAGAACCUGCUGAUGGAAUACGCCAUUGCCACGCUCUUCCUGAUCAACAUGGUCGUCGAUGCCCCGGAGCGCGAUCUCCAGCUCAGAAUGCACAUCCGCGCCCAGUUCACAGGAUGCGGGCUGAAGCGCAUUUUUAAGAAGAUGGAGGGCUUCCAGUACGAGGUCAUCGACAAGCAGAUUGAACGCUAUGUCAAUAAUGAGGCUAUUGACUAUGAAGAGUACCUCGAGCGCGAGAACGACUCCAUGGUUGAUAGCGUCGAGGGCGAUAUGAAGGAUCUCAACGACCCUAGCCAGAUUGCCGACGCUAUCAUGACCAAGAUUAGUGGUAGUAGAGCGCAGGACUACUUCUUGUCUGCUAUGCAGCACUUGCUGCUCAUUCGGGAUACCGAUGGCGAGGACCGGCUCAAGAUGUUCCAGCUCGUCGACUCCAUGCUGAGCUACGUGGCUAUGGACCGCCGACUGCCGGAUAUGGAUCUGAAGCAGAGCCUGAACUUUACCGUCCAGUCCUUGCUCGACAAGCUGUACACGGACUCUGAAGCCCGCCAAGUGCGAGACGAAGCUCUCGAGGCACGACAAGUCGCUGAUUCGGCCAUUGCUGAGCGCGACGAACUCAAAGCCCAGCUCGAGCUCGGUGCGGAUGGACUGGUGCAGAAGCUCCAAAAGCAACUCGCAGAGCAGGAGCGCAUCAUUGAGCUGCGCGGCAGACAGGUCGAGACGAUGAAAGCCGAGCUUGCCGAGAUCCAAAGGAUACGCGCGCAAGAGCUGCAGCGGAACGAGCUCGAGACACGUGAGCUCUACCUCAUGCUGCGAGACGCGCAGGACGUUGCGGCGUCUGCGGCCAAGAAGUCGGGCAAGGAUGGUCUGGGUGCGACGGAUCCUGCGCAGAUGCAGGGCAUCAUGGAUCGCGAGCGGCUGAUGAACAGGCUGGAGAUUCAGCUCCAGCGAGCCAAGACGCACGCGACGCUCGAGGGCAAGACGCUGCAAAUGCAGCCCAGCGAGAAGCUGAGGGAAUUGAGGGAGAAGAUGGACGGCUCGGGCGACAUGGAAGAGAGCUUCAGCGGCCUCGAACCGAACUCCUUUGGCUCUGUACGCGGGAAGGGUGGCGUGCCUCGUCGCAAGCCUGUCCCUGGCGGGUUUCCGGACGACGAUUCCAUGCUCGAGUAUGACGACGAUGAUAUGGUUAUCGAGAAGCCCCGGCUUAUCCAGAUGCACAAGCCGAAGCUCAGUGCGUCGACGGCGAACGCUCUCCUGGGAGAGAUUGCGUCGAAUAUCAAGCGCUACGACGACUCGGAUGGAGAGGGCGAUGGCGUUACGACAGGGCCUUCGCAUCCAAGUCUCUCAUCUGAUUCUCCCCACACGCCUGCCGAUGGUGUGUCACGACCUUUUAUUCCUCCUCCACCGCCACCACCCCCGGGUGCUCUUGGCUUUUCUAAUGUUAUUCCGCCCCCGCCGCCUAUGCCCGGCACUAAUGGUAAUAUCCCUCCUCCGCCUCCUCCGCCGCCGCCUGGCAAACUCGGGUUUAAUGGACCGCCGGGGAUUCCUCCACCUCCGCCUAUGCCUGGCAUGGGUAUCCCGCCCCCGCCCCCGAUGCCUGGGGGUGGUAUGCCCCCGCCUCCGCCUCCACCGAUGCCGGGGGGUAAGCGUCCUGGCUUCAUGCCAAAGGCGCCUGGCUUCAAUGGUCCAGUUAAGCUCGGGCUGUCAGGGCCGCGGCCGAAGAAGAAGCUCAAGGCCCUCCAUUGGGACAAGGUCGACUCGCCCACUUCGACUGUGUGGGCUAGCCGUGGCAUGACGUCGGAAGAGAAGGAGGAGAAGUACCAGGAGCUGUCCAAGAAGGGUGUGCUCGAAGAAGUCGAGAAGCUCUUCCUGGCCAAGGAGAUCAAAGCCCUCGGCAAGAAGUCGUCCAAGAAGGACGAGAAGAAGCAGAUCAUCUCGCGCGAUCUCAUGCACAACUUCCAGAUCAGCAUGGCCAAGUACUCGGCCAUCUCGGUUGAUGAUAUUGUGCAGAUGAUUGUUGUGUGUGAGAAUAGGGUUCUGGAUGAUAGCGUCGUCAUGGAGUUUCUGCAAAAACAGGACUUCUGCGAGAUCCCUGAUAAUACGGCCAAGCUUAUGGCGCCUUACUCGAAGGACUGGAAUGGCCCAAACGCUAUGGAAAGUAAACGUGAACUCGACCCCACGGAGCUUACUAGGGAGGACCAGAUCUACCUGUACACUGCGUACGAGCUGCACUUUUACUGGAAGAGCAGGAUGAGGGCGCUGUCCCUUACCCGCACGUACGAAGCCGAGUAUGACGAGAUAUCCAACAAGCUGCUAGAGAUCUCGCGCGUGUCGGAGAGCCUGAGGAGUUCGUCGAGCCUGAUCAGCGUGUUGGGCCUCAUCCUCGACAUUGGCAACUUCAUGAACGACGCGAACAAGCAGGCAAACGGGUUCAAGCUAUCCACGCUGUCCCGUCUAGGCAUGCUGAAAGACGACAAGAACGAAUCCACGUUUGCGGAUCUCGUCGAGCGCAUCGUGCGCAACCAGUACUCCGGGUGGGAGAACUUCACGGAUGAGAUUAGCGGGGUUGUUACCGCGCAGAAGAUUAAUGUCGAGCAGCUGCAGCAGGAUGCUAAGAAGUAUAUCGAUAAUAUUAAGAAUGUGCAGGCUAGUCUUGAUUCUGGGAAUUUGUCGGACCCCAGUAGGUUUCAUCCUGAGGAUAAGGUGUCGAUUAUCGUGCAGCGCUGCAUGAAGGAGGCGAGACGCAAGGCGGAGCAGAUGGCCGUGUUUCUGGAGGAUAUGCAGAAGUCGUAUGAGGAUAUCAUGGCGUUUUAUGGUGAGGAUCCGCAGGAUGAUAGUGCGAGGAGGGACUUUUUCGCAAAGCUGGCCAACUUUGUGCAGGAGUGGAGAAAAUCAAAGGACAAAAACACCGCCCUAGAAGACCAACACCGCCGCAACGAAGUCUCGAUGCGCCGCAAAGCAGCCAGCGCAGGCCCCACAAACCCCCUCUCAGCAAACACCCCCACCGACCCCGACGCGCCCAAAUCCCCCGCCUCAACAGGCGCAAUGGACGACCUGCUGCAGAAACUCCGCGCCGCGAAGCCCGAAGCGCGAGACCAGCGCGACCGCCGCCGCCGCGCCCGCCUCAAGGACCGCCACCAAGUCCGCAUCACGUCCGGCCAGCAGGCCCCCGACGCAGCACACUCCGCGGGCGAAGACGCCGACGCGCCAGAUGCUGAUGUCGACGAUGCGAAGAGAAGUAUCGCACCAACGGCGGCGCUCGACGCCGCGGAUCCAGAGGCCGCCACGGCGGGAACAAGCGGUCCAGCACCCCACCCCGCAGGCGCCGCACCUCCGAACCCAGACGCCGACGUCGCGGACCGCGCAGCCGCUAUGCUGCAAGGUCUAUCCGCCAACCCCGACGGCGGACUGAACGUGCGGCGCCGUCGUGAAAGCGCGGAUACAGAGCGUGAGCGUAGGCGUAGACGGCGGCAGCUGGCUAGUAGUGCAAAGACGGAGGAUGGGUCGUUGACGCCGAGGAUUGCUGAGGAGGGGGAUAGCGUUAUGUCUGAGGGUGGGGGUAGGGAGGAGGAUAUGCUUGAGGGCGGGAUGCCGAUGCCGAUGCCGACGACGAUGGUUAGUCCGCCGAGUCCCGAGGGGAAGGGGAGGGAAUUGCUUACGCCGCCGCCGGAGGAGAUGGCUUGA
Dothidotthia symphoricarpi CBS 119687 is the source of this 5509-nucleotide messenger RNA. RefSeq lists its product as uncharacterized. Lineage: Eukaryota; Fungi; Ascomycota; Dothideomycetes; Pleosporales; Dothidotthiaceae. Gene Ontology annotation, molecular function: actin binding; small GTPase binding. Bases 224 to 5509 code for a protein of 1761 amino acids. The transcript is spliced from 2 exons. Gene Ontology annotation, cellular component: cell division site; mating projection tip. Gene Ontology annotation, biological process: mitotic actomyosin contractile ring assembly; actin filament bundle assembly; barbed-end actin filament capping. The record is from RefSeq and is a predicted model, not a curated record.